Guyanagaster necrorhizus is the source of this 1259-nucleotide messenger RNA. RefSeq names its product acetyl-CoA synthetase-like protein. The coding region runs from base 248 to 1246 and encodes 332 amino acids. The record is from RefSeq and is a predicted model, not a curated record. Lineage: Eukaryota; Fungi; Basidiomycota; Agaricomycetes; Agaricales; Physalacriaceae. The transcript has 11 exons.
CCGAGGCAGUCGCUGCCAUAUACACUGGUGCUCGGUUGAUGAAAAGUCUUGUACCGUUCAAUUCUGACAAGACCCCCAUCAUCGCCUUGUUGACGAUGUCAGAUACUAUCACCUAUUUUACAAUGAUGAGCAUUUUACGUGCCAACUACGUGUUCUUCCCAUCUCCCCGCGGAACUCGGCGUUUGCCGUCGCACACCUUUCGCACAAGGUGGGCGUACAGCACGUCCUUGUCGGUAGAGACGCUGCUAUGCAAACUCUUGCCCACGACGCAAUUGAGCUCUUGAGAUCUCGAUAUCUAUCGGCUGAGCUGCCACAGACAUCUACGGCUCAGGCUUUUGAUGACCUCUUUUUGCCCGAAUGGCAGAAGAACACGAGUGCUGGGGGCCUUCCUCUUAGGAGUGAAGAUCCCCACGCCAUCGUCAUGUACCUGCACUCAUCUGGAUCGACAGCAUACCCGAAACCAGUGCCUUGGAGCGGUCACCGUCUGGUUCAAAUAAGUCUUAUACCUUGGUUCGGGGAAAGAGACUUGUGCGACGUCCUUUUCGCCGUACAUGUGAUGCCCAUGUACCAUGGACUUGUCAUUACACGGCUUUGUUGGACGGCAUCGUCGGGGUUAGUUGUAGGAGCAUUCGAACCCAAAUUCCCUGCCACACUUCCAACACCAGAUAAACUGUUUGCUUCGGCCAAAGCGGUCAGCAGCGAUUUGAUAUUUUGUGUUCUAUCGUUUGUCGAGCCUUUCCUCAGGCAUGGUCCCACUGUCUGGAGUAUAUUGAAUGGCUGGCCACGCGUUUGUGGAGUGCUCUAUAGCGGUGGCCCAUUGAAUAAGGUCAUUGGAGAUGACCUAAAAUCUAAAGGCAGUGAUAUUUUCAUUGUCUACGGAUCUACCGAAUGUAGUAUAAUCAGUUCUAUUUUACCUGCCAAAUCUAGUUACGAUUGGGACUACUUCGAAUUUCCCGGGUUCAUAGCACCAGAAAUGAUGCCAAAUGGGAAGAACCUGUACGAGUUUGUAAUGGUGAAAAAUGCCUUCUGCGUACCCAGUAUCAUCAACACAGAUAUCAAUGGUGUUGAUGCCUAUGCUACGUCAGAUCUCUUGAUGCGGCACCCGACUAAGCCAGGAUUAUGGAAAAUCCUUGGGCGCACCGACGACCAAAUUGUUCAUAACACAGGAGAGAAGAGGAACCCCAUACCAUUGGAGAGCAUGCUCAACCAAGAUCCUCACGUGUCCGCCGCUGUCAUGUUUGGCUGAGGGCAAUUCCAGG